AUGGUAACAAGUUUUCUGCUGGUCUUCAGCUGCUUGGUGUUGUCUGUUUUCUCCACCAUCCCCGACCAUCAGAAGUUCGCCAACCAAAGCCUCUUCAUCCUGGAGUUUGUGAUGAUUGUAGUGUUUGGGUUGGAGUACUUCAUCAGGAUCUGGGCGGCUGGCUGCUGCUGCCGAUACCGUGGAUGGCAGGGACGGCUGAGAUUUGCCAGGAAGCCCUUCUGUGUCAUAGACUUCAUAGUGUUUGUGGCAUCGUUGGCAGUGAUCGCUGCAGGCACACAGGGUAACAUCUUUGCCACCUCAGCCCUGCGGAGCAUGCGCUUCCUGCAGAUUUUGCGCAUGGUGCGUAUGGACCGAAGGGGGGGAACCUGGAAACUACUGGGCUCAGUGGUUUACGCUCACAGCAAGGAGUUGAUUACAGCCUGGUACAUCGGUUUCCUGGUCCUUAUCUUCGCCUCCUUCCUCGUUUACCUGGCAGAGAAAGACGUCAAUUCAGAGUUCAACACCUAUGCAGACUCCCUCUGGUGGGGGACUAUUACUCUCACUACUAUUGGCUAUGGUGAUAAGACCCCUCGUACGUGGCAGGGACGGCUCCUGGCUGCAGGCUUUGCUCUUCUGGGAGUCUCCUUCUUUGCCCUGCCGGCUGGAAUUCUGGGGUCAGGUUUUGCCUUGAAGGUUCAGGAGCAGCACAGACAGAAGCACUUUGAGAAGAGGAGGAUGCCUGCUGCCAACCUGAUACAGGCCGCGUGGCGUCUCUACUCCACAGAUGCCAAACACUCCUAUCUCACAGCGACUUGGUACUUCUACGACAGCAUGUUGCCUUCGUUCAGAGAACUGACUCUACUGUUCAGUCACCUCCAGCGACAGCGUAACACCAAGAAGGUUCUCCACAACUCCUACCACACGCUGCUGUCUGGGCUGCGGCCCUACAGCUCCCCCUACCUUUCGGGGGACAGCAGUAAAAUGGGCUUCCGGGAUCGUAUCAGAAUGAACAAUUCUCGAUCAUCCCAAACUAUUCGGAACAAGGCAUCGCCGCUGCCCCCGGGCUCCGGGGUCCGACGCUCUCCCAGCCAGGAGAAUGUACCAGAGGCCACUAGUCCGGGGAAGGUCCAGAAGAGCUGGAGCUUUAAUGACCGCACACGCUUCCGCACCUCACUUCGCCUCAAACCACGACCUCCUGCUGACGUGGAGGGGGUCGGGGAGGACAGCGUGGAAGACAAACCAUAUUGUGACGUUGCAAUGGAGGAGGUUAUCCCAGCCGUGAAGACACUUAUACGAGCUGUCAGGAUCUUGAAGUUCCUCGUGGCCAAGAGGAAGUUCAAGGAGACACUGCGUCCGUACGAUGUGAAGGACGUCAUAGAGCAGUACUCUGCGGGACACCUGGACAUGCUGGGCCGCAUCAAGAGUCUGCAGAUGAGGGUGGACCAGAUAAUUGGACGAGGAGCUGUUCAGCCCGACAAGAAGACACGCCCUGAGAAAGGAGAAAAGACACCGCCAGAACUGGAUCCACUGGAUGAGCUAAGCAUGAUGGGACGUGUAGUCAAAGUGGAGAAACAGGUUCAGUCCAUAGAGAACAAGCUGGACCUCCUGCUCAAUUUCUACUCCCAGUGCCUAAAGAAAGGCUCGUCCAACUUCACCUUGUCCUCCCUCCUGGACCCAGACCUCACCUCCGACUACCACAGCCCCACGGACCAAAGAGACCUCUUCCCCUCCGCCACCACGCUCGACAUCUCACGGUCCGAUAUCGGCAACUUGGAAUGACACUGAUCCAGACAGAGGCCUCCACAUGGCCUCAACCAAGCUGCUCACCGGACACCCCUCUCGACCCACUUGACGAGGACGGGGAUACGGAGAGGAGCACGUGAACCAUGAUUACUUGACUACUGAACCACUUUCACCCGCUCACCCCAUGCUUUCUAUUGACGCCAACUUUUUAUGCUUCAGCUGUAGAUAAUCCGACUUUGAGCGUUACAGUUUUGUAAAUUUUUGGAGAAAUCUUAUCUCUCAUCAUUUCAGUUUUUUUUUCUUUGUUGGCCGCUUAAACCAACUGACGGAGAGUUUUCUGACUUUGCUGCAAGUGUGGUGCAGCACCACAGGAUAACGUCACUAUUCUGUGAUGGGUACGACCUGUAAACUUUCCAUUCACCCUACCAUAACAACAAAUGUAUAACUAGAAGAGCCUUUCUAACGUGAAAUAAUCUGCUCUCUUGGACGGGCAGACUGGGUGGAGAGCCACCUCGCCAAAGCACCAAACCUCCAUGGUUGCCCUCCCCACCCAGACGGUGGAGCUUUAAAUGUGCAAACCCUGCUUUUAUCGCCCAAACCUGUCACGUGAAAACAGCCGGAUGAAUGUGUUGGAUUGACUCACGUGUACAGUUUGUUUUGACCUUCAUUCCUUCUCUGAGAAAUUCUGUCUCCAACAAGCCCACUUGCAAAAAAGACGUUUUGCUUGCAUUCAAGGGAGGAUUUCAUGGAGCCAAAAUGUCCUUUAAUGGCUCUGAAAUCCCUCCUUUGCAAUGUUUAAAAGGCUUCUGUUCCUCUUUAAGUGCUCCCGUAACCUGAGUUUGUUUUUUAUAAAAUGCCUUGUAAAGCUCUCUGUCUUGCUGCCCACCCUCCAAACAUGCAUGUUCCCUCUGAUGAGUCCUGUAGAUAAAACCUCACCGAUCCUCUGUCAGAAUUUCCGACGUCUGACACAUUUUCUGCACAGCUCCUCGCAAUGCACAUCGAGCCUCAGGUCAGGUUUUACCACGCCCUCCGGUUCAGGUGGUCAUUUGUACUUCACAUCCUCUCUCCCUGGAGGCUCCUCCUCGUCCAUGCUGCAUUCACUUGCAGAGACAUUACGGCCAGUUUUGGAGCAGUUGUUACACAGCGAACAACCUGUUAAGUGUUUGGGUCAUAUGAAUUCCAGGCCUUUAACCUCAUGAACGCUUGUCUCUUAGGAAACGGUUCGAGCCUCACAGCUUCAGUACGAACAGACAGCGUGCAGCAGGGUUGAGCUCCAGCCAUCACUUAUAGGUGUUACUGUCAUUGCCAAUCCACUGUACUGUCUCCUGUCUUUUCUUUCUCGGAGAUGUUUGAUGCACAGAAAAUGCUCUGUGCUCGUGGACAAAACUGGAGACACACACACGAAAUGAAGACAAUUUCUUUACUUAAGUACUUUGGCACUUGAAAAUAACACAUUUUAUGUAUAAAAUCAUCAUUUAUUUUUGAUUUCCUUGAUGUAAUUAUGUUCAUGCACUUAUUUUUGUGUAACCUACAAUAGCAAAUAUUUUUUAAAUGAUUUUUGUGUUUGAUAAAGUGAAUGUAGGGUUUAAUUUAACAAACUGAAUUCAGUUAGAUGCGAUUUUUAAAUAAAUAUAAUCAUGGAUGACACAACUGUAACAUGCAGCGGAUCAGGUUCACACACGACUCACAAAAGCUCUUUUUGAGCUCAUCAUUUUCUUUUUGGUGUCGGUAGAUUCAAAUAAGAAAACACUCACUCAUACUGUAUUUGGCUAGGGAAAAUACUUUUUGUUCCUGAAGGUGAUUCAUGUAUUUCAGUCAAGCCAGUUGACUCAGGUGCUCCACUUCUCCAUUCAAGCCAAGCUCAGACUUCAAACAGUGAAUGUACUUCAUGGCUCCAUCUUUUUAUGAUCUCCUGCUCUCUCUGCCAUGAGGAACAAAGUGGCAUCUUUAACUCUUUGCGUUCGUUUUGAAUAGAAACGUUAGGUACGUGGUUUCAUUCUUUGGCCUAAAUGAUAAGAGAUGCCUCGUUAUUAGAGGCGUCGUCACACUGUCACUUCAUCGUCACCUGGAAUGUUGAUCUUUUUAAAAAAUGUCUGUGAGACCACUGUAUUGCAUGUUGUUGUUAGUGGCGGCCCCAGUAUUAGAAAAAAGUAAUAAUAAUUAAGGAUGUCUUCUGUAGAGUCUUGAGUCAAACAUGAAAGGAAAUGACUUGUGCCUUCUAUGUCCUUGUUCUGUAACUGAUACGUUGCGGCUUUCUAUCUCAAACGUAAAAUAUCAGUGCUGCUUCCAAGACCACAGUGUUUCAUUGAGAUAUCAGCCCCAUGACGACAGCCAUGCCUUUUUUGUUUUGCAAAGAAAAUGUUUAAAAUCAUCAAAAUUAUUAUGAACACAUAGUUUUCAAGGGUGUUCGCCUUUUAUGAGGAACUUUAAUAUUUUCAGAGAAUAUUUACUGUAUGUUUAACGUAUCAUCGCAACUAACCCAGGACCUAGCAUCGACGUCCUUACUGUGUUUGAACAUUUGUCAGAUUUGGAGGCACGGGCAUUUCUAUCACCGCAGGAAAUUCUGCAGGCAUGUCUCCUUUCGUAAUAAGCACGUCACGUAGAUCUGAAUGGCUUCCACACAACUACCUCUGAGGCCACUAGGGGGCACUAGUCUAGGAAACCAAGUAUGAGAAGCAGUAACCGAUUGUCCAAGUGACUGAAUUCUAUGCAUGACUCAAAUGUGCACGUUCUCUCUUCUCGUUUCACUCUGUUCUUGACGUCUUCACCGUCCAUUGUUCACUGACUUGCUGCCAUUUGACAUUCCAGCUCGUUGCCCUUUAACUGCUCUCUUAGGUGUUGGAGCUGUUGUUGAAAACAAAACUCGAACUGAUCGAAGCAAUAAGCAAAAUGCUAAACUAACAAAGUCUUCCAAUUCCAAUUGAUGUAGCUACAUGGUUAAUGACACAUGGCGCUUAUCUUAUUUUCUAAUCUAAUGCACACCUCUGUUUGAUCUUUUGAAGAGAUACAAAGAUGUGUAUCUGCGGAGGAUAAAAUUAGCUAACUUGACUAACUUAUUAAUUUAUUUGUUUCAAUAAAGCUAUUUGACUGUA
Messenger RNA from Paralichthys olivaceus (Japanese flounder), 4814 nucleotides. NCBI's taxonomy places the organism in Eukaryota, Metazoa, Chordata, Actinopteri, Pleuronectiformes, Paralichthyidae. The record is from RefSeq and is a predicted model, not a curated record.